This is a messenger RNA of Coccomyxa subellipsoidea C-169, 1269 nucleotides long. RefSeq lists its product as hypothetical. The transcript has 7 exons. NCBI's taxonomy places the organism in Eukaryota, Viridiplantae, Chlorophyta, Trebouxiophyceae, Coccomyxaceae. The record is from RefSeq and is a predicted model, not a curated record. Gene Ontology annotation, cellular component: cytoplasm. The annotation marks the transcript as partial. Gene Ontology annotation, molecular function: GTP binding; ribosome binding.
GAAAGGGCAUUGUUGGUCGGCGUUGGUGCAGCAAAUACGGGCAGACGUCAGGGGAUACAGUACAGCUUGCAAGACUCCCUGGAAGAGCUGGCAGGCCUGGCAGAGGCAGCAGGGCUGAAGGUGGUUGGGACCCUCACGCAGCACAUAGAUCCAGAUGCACAGACAUACCUCGGGCCCGGCAAGGUUGAGGAGAUGCUGCAGGCUGUGGCCAGCAGAGGGGCCAACACAGUCAUCUUUGACGGCGAACUGAGCCCGCGGCAGCUCAGGAACCUGUCGCGGAAAUGUUCCCAGCAGACGCGCGUCUGCGACCGCACUGCGCUCAUUCUGGACAUCUUCAAGCAGCGGGCCUUCACAAAGGAGGGCCAGCUGCAGGUGGAGUAUGCGGCGACGGAAUACCAGCUGCCGCGGCUGACCAGGAUGUGGACGCACUUGGAGCGACAGAGCGGCGCCGGCAAAAUGAAGGGAAUGGGGGAGAAGCAGAUUGACGUCGACCGUCGGCUGCUGCGAUCGCGCCUGGCUAUUCUGCGUGGCAGGUUGGAAGAGGUGCAGCAGUGCCGGGAGCAGUACAGGAGGAGCCGCGCUGAGCUGGCGGUGCCGCUGAUAGCACUGGUCGGCUACACAAACGCUGGCAAGAGCUGCCUCAUGAACGCGCUCACAUCAGCGGCCGUGCUGUCAGAGGAUGCGCUGUUCGCCACUCUUGACACCACCGUGCGCAAGAUAAUCCUGCCCUCCGGCCUCCAGGCGCGCCCUCAGCGCCAUCACAGUUCCUCCUGCCUUCUCGACACGGUGGGGUUCAUCCAGAAGCUGCCCCCGCAGCUGGUGGCCGCCUUCCGCGCCACGCUGGACGACAUCAAGGCAGCAUCGGUCAUCCUGCACGUCGUCGACUGCAGCCACCCGCUCGCUGCUGCCCAGGGCGAGGCCGUGCUCAAGGUGUUGAAGGAGAUUGGCGCCACAGAGGUCCCGAUCAUCACUGUGUGGAACAAGAUGGACCUCGUGCGCGACCCCGAGAUGGUGGCGACGGUGGCGGGUGGGCGGCAGUCGGUGGUGUGUGUUUCUGCACACACCGGCCAGGGCGUUGACGAGCUGCUGAACGUGAUUGAGGAGCAGCUGAAGGCGUCCAUGGAGUUUGUGCACCUGCUCAUCCCUUUCUCCAAGGCAAGUUCACUCUGGGACGUCUUGCUGUGGAGAGCCAAUGCUUCUUAUUGUAUUGGCAACAUCAUCCACGGCAGUGUUUGCUUUCAUUUGCAACACCGUCCGUGCAUUGUUUGA